AUGGACUCUGCGUACGAGAUGGGCCACAUCCGCAAGCUGCAGGCACGGCACAUGCAGAUGCAGGAGAAGACCUUCACCAAGUGGAUCAACAAUAUCUUCCAGCACGCCCGGGUGGGCAUCGAGAUCCAGAACCUGUGCACAGAGCUGGCUGACGGCACCCACCUGCUGCGGCUGCUGGAGCUCAUCUCAGGGGAGGCCCUGCCACCCCCCAACCGGGGCCGCAUGCGGGUCCAUUUUCUGGAGAACAGCAGCCGAGCUCUGGCCUUCCUCAGGGCCAAGGUGCCAAUACCCCUCAUUGGGCCAGAGAACAUCGUGGAUGGAGACCAGACACUCAUCCUGGGACUCAUCUGGGUCAUCAUUCUGCGUUUCCAGAUUUCCCACAUCUGCCUGGACAGGGAGGAGUUUGGUGUCAGCGCAGCCCUGCUGUCUGCCAAGGAAGCUCUGCUGGUCUGGUGCCAACGGAAGACUGCCGGCUAUGCCAACAUCAACAUCACGGACUUCUCCCGCAGCUGGAGUGAUGGGCUCAGCUUCAGUGCCCUCAUCCAUGCCCACAGGCCAGACCUGCUUGACUACAGCUCCCUGCGCCCCGACCGCCCGCUGCACAACCUCCGCUGUGCUUUCCACGUAGCUGAGCAGGAGCUGGGCAUUGCUCAGCUGCUGGAUCCCGAGGACGUGGCAGCCCUACAGCCCGACGAGCGCUCCAUCAUGACCUACGUCUCCCUCUAUUACCACCACUUCUCCCGCCUGCACCAGGAGCAGACCGUCCAGAGGAGACUCGUGAAGAUCCUGCAUCAGCUGCAGGAGUCAGAGGCGCUGCAGACCCAGUACGAGGAGCUGGUGGCCGACCUGCUGUGCUGGAUUGCAGAGAAGCAGGUGCAGCUGGAGGCGCGGGAUUUUCCAGACAACCUGCCGGCCAUGCGCCAGCUACUGGUGGCCUUUGCCUCCUUCCGCACCCAGGAGAAGCCACCGAGACUGCAGCAGCGAGGGGCCACGGAGGCCCUGCUCUUUCGGCUGCAGACAGCCCUCCGAGCCCAGAACCGCAGGCCCUUCCUGCCACCCGAGGGCCUGGGCCCUGCGGAGCUGUCCCGGCGCUGGGCAAGCCUGGAGCGGGCGGAGGCCUCACGGAGCCGGGCCCUGCAGCAGAGGCUCCUACAACUAGAGCGGUUGGAAACCCUGGCCCGGCGUUUCCAGCGUAAGGCAGCCCUCAGGGAGAGCUUCCUGACAGACACAGAGCAGGUGCUGGACCGGGCCGCAGCCCCGCCAGCCAGCCCGGCCAUGAUGGAAGCGGCCGCCCAGAGGCUGGGCAUGCUGGAGGCCAGUAUCCUGCCCCAGGAGGGGCGCUUCCAGGCCCUGGCUGAGAUUGCGGACAUCCUCCAUCAGGAGCGCUACCACGGUGGGACAGAGGUGGCCAGCAGGCAGCUGGAGAUCACCCGGCGCUGGGAGCGGCUCCUCCAGCGGCUCCAAGGGCAGAGGAAGCAGAUAGCGGGCAUGCAGGCUGUGCUGAGCCUGCUGCAGGAGGUGGAGACUGCCUCCGACCAGCUCAAUGAGCUUCAGGUGCUGGUCAGCUCCACGGCCUGUGGGCAGAAGCUGACAGAGGUAGAGGGGCUGCUGCAGAGGCAUGACCUGCUGGAGGCCCAGAUCUCAGUCCUUGGAGCCCACGUGAGCCAUCUGGCCCAGCAGACGAUGAAGCUGGACUCUUCCACGGGCACUGCUGUGGAGGUGCUGCAGGCCAAGGCCAGGGCGCUGGCCCAGCUCUACCACAGCCUCAUGUCUCUUGCCAGGUCCCGGCGGGCCUCGCUGGAGCAGACCCUGCAGCAGGCAGAGCUCCUGCACAGCUGUGAGGAGGAGGAAACCUGGUUGAGGGAGCAUGGACAGCUGGUGGAGGAUGCAUCCAUGGGCCCGGAUUUCAGCCAGAUCGCAGCGGCCCUGCAGAAACACAAGGCCCUGGAAGCCGAGCUCCAUCGCCACCAGGCUGUGUGCGCUGAUCUUGUGCAGAGGGGACGCAAACUGGGAGCCUGUGGGCCCCCGACGUGGCCGGACCCCUGGGAGCGGGCUGAGGUGGUACAGGGCAUGUGGCAGCGGCUCUGGGCCCGGAUGGAUGAGCAGGGCAUGAGGCUGCAGGCAGCCCUGCUUGUCCAGCAGUACUUCAUGGACGUGGCGGAGGCGGACUCGUGGCUUCAGGAGCAGCGGUCUACACUGGAGAGUGCAUCCUUUGGACAGGACCAGGUGGCCACCGAGGCCCUACUGCGACAACACCUGCGUCUGGAACGCUCUGUGCGCACCUUCGGGACCAAGCUGCAUCGAUUAGACGAGCAGGCACGGGUGGCCACAGCCCAGGCAGCACUCCUGGUACGCCCGAGAAACCCAGGGGCCUGGCAUGAGGUUUCCUGCCACUCUGGUCUGUGGGGCACCCAGAAGAUGGCCCUCCCAGAUGAGCCUGACCCUGACUUUGACCCCAACACCAUCCUCCAGACACAGGACCGCUUGAACCAGGACUAUGAGGGCCUGCGGGCCCAGGCAGAGCGCCGCAGGGCCCAGCUGGAGGAGGCGGUGGCCCUGUUUGGCUUCUAUAGCUCAUGUGGGGAGCUGCAGUCCUGGCUGGCCAAACAGACGACGCUGUUGCAAACGCUGCAGCCCAAGGCCAACAACUUGGAAGUCAUGCAGCUCAAGUAUGAGAACUUCCUGACUGCCCUGGCUGUGGGAAGAGGACUCUGGACUGAGGUUAACAGCUCCGCUGAGCAGCUGAAGCAGAGGUGUCCUGGAAAUUCCCCCCAAAUCCAGCUACAGCAGGAGGAACUGAGCCAGAGGUGGGAGCAGCUGGAGACCCUGAAGAAAGAGAAGGAAACGCAGCUGGCAUGCACAACGCAUGUGUGCAGUUUUCUGCAGGAGUGUGGAUCCACACGGGUCCAGCUGCAAAACCUGAUACUCCAGCUGGAAACCCGGGAGCUGGGGAACUCAGAGGAUGGCCACCAUGUUCUGCGAGUGGGCCAGGAGAAGAUGCUGGUGCUGGAGAAAGACAUUCACUGCCUGCAAAGUGCGGCUAGCAAGGUUGAGGAGAUGGGCCCCGCAGAGAGCCCGUCCCUGCAGGGACAGGUGGAGACGCUGCAGGGGCUGCUGGAGCAAGUGCGGGAGCAAGUGGCCCUGCGGGCCCAGGCCCAGGCCCACCGGAGCUUCCUGCAGGAGAGCCAGCGGCUGCUGCUGUGGGCAGACAGUAUCCAGGCCAAGCUGCACAGUGAGGAGGAGGCGGUGGAUGUGGCCUCAGCCCAGCGGCUCCUGGGGAAGCACCAAGACCUGCUGGAGGAGAUCCACCUGCAGCAGGAGAGGCUGCAGCAGCUGGAGACAAAGGGCCAGCCCAUGGCAGCCUCGGGCUCCCCAGACUUCCGAGAGGUGGCUAGUGCCCUGAGGCUCCUGGGCCACCAAGGCCAGGAGUUGAAGGCUGCCUGGGAGCAAAGACAGCAGCAACUGCAGGAGGGGCUGGAAUUGCAGAAAUUUGUUCGAGAUGUGGAUGGUUUCACUGCCUCCUGUGCCAACCAUGAGGCCUUCCUACGGCUGGACAGCCUCCAGGAGGGCGUGGUAGAGACCCAGAGCCUGCUGCAGCAGCACCAGGAGCGUGGGCGGCUGCUGGAUGCCCUUGGCUCUAGAGCAGAGGACCUACGGGCGCGUGGCGAGAAGCUGGCUCAGAGCCGACACCCCGCUGCAUACAAGGUCAGAGAGCAGCUUCAGAGCAUCCAGGCACGGUGGACCAGGGUCCAGGGGAGGAGUGAGCAGAGAAGGAGGCAGCUGCUAGCCUCCCUCCAGCUCCAGGAAUGGAAGCAGGACGUGGUGGAGGUGCUGCUGUGGAUGGAGGAGAAGGGGCGGAUGUUGGUGGACGAGCCAUCCCGAGAGCCCAGCAACAUCCUGAGGAAACUCAGGUGGCACGAGGCAGCCACGCGUGAACUGGCGGCCACCCAGGGGCACGUGGAGGGCCUGCAGCAGGUCGGGAGAGAGCUGCUGAGCAGCAGGCCCCAUGCCCAGGAGGACGUGCAGGCCAGGCUUCAGGGCCUAAGUAGCAAGUGGGAAGAGUUGAGACGCAAGAUGGCAGAGCGUGGGAAGCAGCUCCAGCAGGCUUGGCAGCAGGACCAGCUCCUGCGGCUGCUACAGGAAGCCAAGGAGAAGAUGGAGCAGCUAGAGGGGACCCUGCAGAGGGCAGAAAUGGGGCAGGACCUGGGCUCCAGCCGGGGGCUGCAGAAACAGCACCGCCAGCUGGAGGCCGAGAGCCAGGCGCUGGCCAGCAGGAUGGCUACCCUUGUCCCCGAGGCCCAUCAGGUGGUCAGUUCCCAGGCCAUUGUGGAGGAGACCGAAAAAUACCUCCAGAGGUUCAAGGCCCUGCAGGGACAUCUGGCCACCCGGCGAUGGCAGCUGCAGGCCUCGGUUGAGCUGUACCACUUCCACCACCUGAGCGACGCGGAGCUCACGUGGGUGGCAGAGCACAUGCCUGCGCCCAGCCCCAGCUCUGCUAAGUACCCAGAUGGUGCCCACCGCCUUCUCCACAAGCACGAGGAGCUCCGGGCGGAGGUGGGAGCCCACCAGGGACAAGUGCAACGGGUGCUGGGUUCCGGGCGACACCUCGCAGCCUCUGGGCACCCCCAAGCCCAGCACAUCGUGGAGCGGUGCCAGGAGCUGGAAGGCCGCUGGGCGGAUCUGGAGCAGGCGUGUGAGGCCCAGGCCCGGCACCUGCAGCAGGCUGCUGCCCUCCAGCAGUGUUUCCUGGACACAUCAGAGCUGGAGGACUGGGUGAAGGAGAAGUGGCUACUGGUGAGCAGCCAGGACUAUGGUGGGGAUGAGACAGCCACCAUCAGGCUCAUUAAGAAGCACCAGGCCCUGCAACAGGAGCUGGCUCGUUAUUGGAGCUCCGUGGAGGAGGUUGGCCGGAGAGCUCAAACCCUCGCUGGCCCGGAGGCCCCUGCACAGCUGGGUGUGGUGCAGAAGAGGCUCCGGGAGCGGCUGCAGGCCCUGCAGGAGCUGGCGGCCACACGGGACCGGGAGCUGGAGGGGACCCUGAAGCUGCACGAGUUCAUGAGGGAGGCUGAGAACCUGCAGGGCUGGCUGGCUAGCCAGAAGCAAGUGGCUGGAGGAGGAGAGAGCCUUGGGGAGGACUAUGAGGACGUCCUGCACCUCUGCACCAAGUUUGUCAAGUUUCAGCACAAAGUAGAGAUGGGUGGCCAGCGGGUGGCAACCUGCCGGCAGCUGGCAGAGAACCUGCUGGAACGAGGGCACAGAGCAGCCCCCAGGGCACAUCAGAUGCAGCGGGAUCUGCAGGCUGCCUGGUCGGAGCUGUGGGAGCUGACCCAGGCCCGAGGCCGCCUGCUCCGAGAUGCUGAGACCACCCUCAAGGUUCACCGAGACAUGUUGGAAGCCCUCACCCAGGUCCAGGAGAAAACCACCAGCCUCCCCUGUGACGUGGCCCAGGACCUGCGUGGGCUGGAGGCCCAGCUGAGGAGACACGAGGGGCUGGAACGUGAACUCAUGGGCACUGAGCAGCAGCUGCAGGAGCUGCUAGAGACAGGAAGCGAGGUGCAGAGGCUGGGGCCCAGGCUGCAGGCCCUUGUGGUACAGCAGAGGCAGCAGGCCCUGGUGCAGGCCUGGGAGACCCUGAAGCUGCGAGCAGAGCAGCGCCGGGCCCAGCUGGAGCGGGCAUGGCUCCUGGCCCGCUUCCACGUGGCGGUGCGGGACUACACCUCCUGGGCAGCCAGCGUGUGGCAGGAGCUGCAAGUGGAGGCGAGCUCCCAGGAGCCCGGGAGUGGCCCACUGGAGCUCAGCACCCACCAACAACUUCGGGCCGUGCUGGAGGCCCGGGAGGAGCUGUACCAGCAGGCCGCCCAGCUGGGCCAGCAGGCGCUUCUGGCUGCAGGGACAUGCAUCAAGGAGGUCCGGGACGGGCUGCAAGACCUGCGGGACAAGAGGGAGCGGGUGUUCCAGGCCUGGGAGCAGAAGCAGGAGAGGCUCCAGGCUGUGGGCCGGGAGCAGCUCUUCCUCAGGAAGUGUGGCCGCCUGGACGAGAUCCUCAAGGCCCGGGAGGUCCUCCUGAAAACUGGUGCCCUGGGGAGCUCAGUUGAAGAGGUGGAGCAGUUGAUCCACAAGCAUGAGACCUUCCAGAAGGUGCUGGCUACACAGGAGGAGAAGGAGGCAGCUCUGUGUGAGCAAGUGAAGAUGCUCGGGGGCCCCAGGGCACAGGACCUGCUUUGCACAGUGCUGGAGCGCCGCGCUCGGGUGAAGGAACUGGUGGAGAGUCGGCAACACGCCUUGCACACCUCCCUGCUGAUGGCUUCCUUCGUCAGGGCAGCCACCCAGGCCGAGGACUGGAUCCAGGAGCGACUCCAGCAGCUGAAGGCGCCAGUCCCUCCUGGGGACCUGAAAGCUAAGUUGAGAUACCUGCAGAAACACCAGGCCUUCGAGGCCGAGGUCCAGGCCCGGGAGGAGAUCAUAACCUCUGUUGUCAAGGAGGGCAAGGCUCUCCUAGCACAGAGUCACCCUCUGGUGGGAGAGGUCUCCCAGAGGCUGCGGGAGCUGCAGGAGCACUGGGAGAAGUUGAGGCAGGCAGUGGCUCUCUGGGGCAAGGACCUGGAGGACAAGCGGAACAUCCUGGAGUUCCUGCAGAGAGUGGACGCUGCAGAGGCCUGGAUGGAGGAGAUGGAGGUGAUGGUGAAUGUCAGCGACCUGGGCCAGGACCUUGAGCACUGCCAGCAGCUCCACAGGCAGCUCCGCAAGCUCCGAGGAGUCUGGGCUGGGGACACAGUGAAUGAUGCCCGCAUCAGGAGCAUCAUUGACUUCUCACCACAGCUCAAUACCCAGGACACUGAGCAACUCAAGACCAUCUGGCAGCGGCAACAGCAGCUCAACAACAGGCCAGUCCCAGAGCCAGAAGCAGUGGGGCUGGGAGAGGGGGCUGAGGGUCCACCCCAGACUCAGCCUUACACCCUCUCCCUCAGGUGGAACAGUUUCCAUGGCAACCUGCUCAGAUACCAGCAGCGGCUCGAAGCAGCCCUGGAGAUACACGGGUUGUCCCAAAAGCUUGAUGACAUCACUCAGCAGGUCAGGGAGAAGGCUGCCCUGGUCCAGGCCCUAGACUGUGGGAAAGAUCUGGACAAUGUGCAGAGGCUGAAGCAGAAACACAAGGAGCUGGAGCAGGAAAUGGGCCUCCUCCAGGCCCAGGUGGAGCCACUAGAACGUGAAGCAGGUCGAGUCUGCCAGAGAAGCCCUGAGGAGGCCCACGGCCUUGGCCACCAGCAGCAGGAGAUGAUGGACAGCUGGCGGCAGCUCCAGAGCAGUAUCCAGAAGUGGAAGGAGUUGCUGGAUGCCUUGCAUGAAGCUCAGGAGCUGCAGGCAGUGCUGCGGGAACUGCUGGUCUGGGCCCAGAGGCUGCGAGCUCAGCUGGACUCCUGGAGAAGCCCCAGCAGCCUUGCAGAGGCCCAGCGCAUGUUGGAGGAACACCAGGAACUCAGAGCCGAGCUGGACUCCCGAACAGACAGCAUCAGCCUGGCCCGAAGCACUGGGCAGCAACUGCUUGCUGCAGGGCACCCAUCCACCCCCAACAUCCGCCAGGCCCUGGCUGGUUUUAAUCAGGAGCUGAGCAGCCUGGAAGGGGCCUGGCAUGAGCACCAGCUCCACCUGCAGCAGGCCCUGGAACUACAGCGGGUUCUGAGCUCCGUGGAGCAGAUGGAGAGUUGGCUCUGCAGCCUGGAAGCCUGCCCAGCCAGUGAGGGUCUGGGGGACUCUUUGGCCAAUGUGGAGACCCUGCUGUGGAAGCACAGGGUGCGUGAGCAGGACCUGGAGGCUCAGGCGGAGAAGAUGAGUGCGCUGGAAGCCACCACCCGCAGCCUGUUCCAGGGCGGACACCCCGAGGCCCAGGGUGUGCUGAGCCGGUGCCAGGCCAUGCUCCUGAGGAAAGAGGCACUCCUGGAGCGAGCCAGGACCCGUUGCCGCCAGCUGGAGGAGCUCAGGCAACUGCAGUCUUUCCUGCAGGACUCCUGUGAGAUGGCUGCCUGGCUGAGAGAGAAGAACCUGGUGGCCCUGGAAGAGAGCUGGUGGGACCCAGUGGAGCUGCAGUCCCAGUUGCAGCAACAACAGAAUCUCCAGGCAGAACUGGACACCCGUGCACACCGCCAGCAGAGGCUGCAGAUGGAGGGGCAGAGGCUGCUGCAGGAUGGCCACUCGGCCUCAGAGACCAUCCAGGAACGGCUACAGGAGCUGAGAAAGCUCUGGGAAGAGCUGCAGGCCCAGUGCCAGAGGAGGGCAGCCAAGCUACAGGAGGCCCGUGAGGCCCUGCAUCUGCGACGGAGCAUGGAGGAACUGGAGAGCUGGCUGGAGCCUGUGGAGCUCAAGCUGAGAGUCCCCAUCGGGGGCCCAGACCAGCCUGGGCUGGACGAGCUCCUGGGGGCUCAGGGGGAGCUGGAGGCAGCAGUGGACAGGCAGGUCGGGCGGGCACAGGCCCUGCUGGGCCAGGCCCAAGCCCAGGCCUGUGUCCAGGAAAGCCACUGCCUGGCCCGAGAUGUGGAAGAGCAAGCCCAGCGGCUGCUUCAGAGGUUCGAGAGCCUGCAGGUGCCCCUGCGGGAGCGCAGGACAGCCCUGGAGGCCCGGAGCCUGCUGCUGCAGUUCUUCAGGGACGCCGACGAGGAGAUGGCCUGGGUGCAAGAGAAGCUGCUCCUGGUGGCCACCCAGGACUGUGGCCAGAGCCCGAGUGCCCUGCGGCGCCUGCAGGAGAAGCACCAGAGCCUGGAGAUUGAGAUGAGCAGCCACGAGGCUCUAACCCGGGCAGUGGUGGGCACAGGGCGCAAGCUGGUGCAGGCUGGGCACUUUGCUGCACGAGAUGUGGCAGCCCGUGUGCAGCAGCUGGAGGACGCCAUGGGCCGCCUGCGGGCAGAGGCUGCACAGAGGCGUCGGCGGCUACAGCAGGCUCAGGAGGCCCAGUCCUUCCUGACGGAGCUCCUGGAGGCAGAAUCCUGGCUGGAAGAACGGGGCUGUGGCCUGGACAUCAAGGAUAUGGGUCAGAGUGCCGAGGCCACACAGGCCUUCCUGCGGCAGCUGGAGGCCACCAGGAGGGACCUGGAGGGAUUCACCACGCGCAUUGAGAGGCUGCAGCAGACAGCAGCCCUCCUUGAGAGCGGGCAGAACCCAGAAAGCCCCAAGGUGCUUGCCCAGAUGCUUGCGGUAAGGGACGCCCACUCAGGGCUGCUGCAGAGAGCAGAGGGCAGGGGGCAAGGCCUGAGGGAGCAGCUGCAGCUCCACCAGCUGGAGCGGGAAGCCCUGCUCCUGGAUGCCUGGCUGGCCAGCAAGGUGGCCACUGCUGAGUCCCAGGACUACGGGCAGGACCUAGAGGCUGUCAAGCUGCUGGAAGAGAAGUUCGAUGCUUUCAGAAAGGAUGUCCAGAGCCUGGGGAAGGCUAGGAUGCAGGCCCUGAGGGAGCGGGCAGGCUCCCUGGAACGGGCAGCACCCAGGUGCUCUCCCCAGAUUCAAGCACAGAGGAGUCGCAUUGAGGCCUCUUGGGAGAGGUUGGAUCAGGCGUUGAAAGCCCGCACACAGAACCUAGCUGCCACCCGUGAGGUCCGAAGCUUGGAGCAGGCAGCAGCUGAGCUCCAGGGCCAGAUGCAAGAGAAGGCCACCCUGGUGGCUAGAGAUGCCUGCGACCUUAGCCUGUUAUCAGUGCAGACUUUGCAGCAACAGCACAGAUGUCUAGAGAGGGAACUGGCAGCGAUGGAGAAGGAGGUGGCAUGGGUGCAGACGGAGGCCUGCCGGCUGGGCCAGCUCCACCCUGCAGCUCAGGAGGGCCUGGCCAAGCAGCUGGCCGGCGUGCAGGAGGCCUGGGCCACCCUGAAUGCAAAGGUUUAUGAGCGAGAUCGGCAGCUGGAGGAGGCUGCCCAGGGCCACGCCUUCCUCAGACGCUGUCGGGAAUUGCUAGCAUGGGCCACAGAGAAGCAGGCCCUGGUGUCCUUGGAGGAGCUGGCUGGGAAUAUAGCUCGGGCCGAGGGGCUCCUGGCAUUGCAUGAGGAGCUGGGGAGAGAAAUCAAGGAGUACAGCCUUCAAGCCCAGAACAUACAGCAGGAAGGGCAGCGGCUGGUGGACAGUGGCCACUGCAUGUCCCUGGAGGUCACUGGGUGUCUGCAGGAUCUGGACAGACAGCUGCGGGUGCUCAGAGAAGCCUGGGCCCUGUGCCGGGAACGCUGCGAGGAGCGCUGGCAUCUACAGAAGCUGCGGCAAGAGCUGGACCAGGCUGAGGCCUGGCUGGCCUGCCGGGAGGGCCUCCUGCUGGACCCCAGCUGCGGGCACUCCGUGUCUGAUGUAGAGUUGCUGCUCUGCAGACACAAGGACUUAGAGAAGCUGCUGGCCUCCCAGGAAGAGAAGUUUGCCCGACUGCAGCAGGAGGCAGCGGAUGCAAAAGGUGCCCCCACCAUGGAGGGAAUUUUGGAACUUAAGCACCAGCUCCUGCCUGGGAGGAGGCAGAACAUGGCUUCUACAGCUUCCCUCGACCUCACAGGAGCCGGUGAGAAGCCGGGUGAUCACCAUGAUGGAAAACAUACCUUUUCCUUAAGGCUGGCUGCGGGAGAGACCCUGUCUGCAGCGCCACCUGCAGGGCAGACUGGGAACUGGCGGGGCGCCCUGAGCAGCUGGGCAGCCCCCAGUCUGAGCCCAGAGCUCCAAGCCAGACCCUCGGGCUCCCUGGCCGAGCGCAGUGCUGAGAGGGUACCUGGCAUGCCAGCUCCACUCAGAUUCCACAGCGGUCCCCCGCCCGCCUGGCUGCAGGAGAUGAGAGUGUGCACCUACAGCUACCCACAGCCCACGGGGCUCCCACAGACGGCUGGCCCCACACAGCAAACUGCAGAAGGCUCCCGCCGACUGUCCUGCUCAGGCCAGAUCCAUGGUCCAGGCCUUGAAGCAAAUGCAGAGGUGGCACCAAACUUCAGAGCUACAAGCGAGGACACCCUCGAGGGAACCAGGAGACCCACCUAUCCGGCCCCUUAG
Messenger RNA from Rangifer tarandus platyrhynchus (Svalbard reindeer), 10995 nucleotides. The record is from the annotation of a GenBank genome assembly. Lineage: Eukaryota; Metazoa; Chordata; Mammalia; Artiodactyla; Cervidae.